ACUAAACACGGCCUAUAUCUGGAGUUGGGAGAGAGUUUUCCUAACACUACACCACAGAUAUCCACCAAGACAACUGCAUUAGUGAGCCAUGGCUUCUCCUGUCAAGAGCAGGAAGCUGCGCAUCCUCCUCAUGCCCUUCUUCGCCACUAGCCACAUCGGCCCAUUCACCAACUUCGCCGUCCACCUCACGGCUGCGCGGCCGGACAUCGUCGAGGCCACCAUCGCCGUCAGCACGGCGAACGCCGCGGUCGUACAGUCAGCUCUUGCACGGCAGCAGAGCCCCGGCAGCGUGACAGCGGUGAGGGUGGCGACGUACCCGUUCCCGGUGGUGGAUGGCCUCCCACCGGGGGUGGAGAACCUCUCGACCGUCAAGGCCGCGGAUGGGUGGCGGAUCGCCGUCGCCGCUUUCGACGAGACCCUGAUGAGGCCCGGACAGGAAGGCCUCAUCAGGGAGCACUCGCCGGACGUCAUCAUCACCGACGCGCACUUCUUCUGGAACACCGACGUCGCCGCCGAUCUCGGCGUGCCAUGCGUCGCUUUCCAAGUCAUCGGAACCUUCGCGGCGACGGCCAUGACGCACCUCAGGGAUAUUGGCAUCCAUGGCAUCGCUGAAGGUGUGGUGGCUCUGCCUCGAGCUGAAGGCGGCGGCGACAUACUGAUCCCGCACACGGAGCUGCCUGAGUUCGUGAGGAGCCAGAAAAUCAUGGAUGGCCCCGUCAUGGAUCGGGUCAGCUCAAGCAUGGUAAGGUGUGCCGGCCGGGCCGUGAACACCUUCUUCGACCUGGAGCAAGGGUACUGCGAGAUUUUCGCGAGCGGUAUAAAGACGAAGCCCUCCUACUUUGUUGGGCCCGUCUCGUUGCCGCCGCCGGCGGCGGCACCGGCAGUGACAGCAGGAGACAGCGCAGGAGCAGGGGACUCGCCGCCGUGCAUCGAAUGGCUCGACAGAAUGCCACCUCGAUCGGUUGUGUUCCUGUGUUUCGGCAGCUUGACCCAUGUCUCCGACGCCCAGCUCGUGGAGCUGGCUCUCGGGCUCGAAGCCUCGGGGAAGCCGUUCCUGUGGGUGAUCAGGAGGGAUGCGUGGUCGCCGCCCGAUGGGUGGAUGGAUCGCGUUGGGGAGAGGGGCAUGCUCGUCACGGGCUGGGCGCCGCAGACGCGGAUCCUGGAACACCAGGCGGUGGGGGCGUUCGUGACCCACUGCGGGUGGAACUCCGUCAUGGAGACGGUGACCGCCGGCGUGCCGGCGCUGACGUGGCCGAUGGACUUCGAGCAGUUCAUCAUCGAGCGGCUGCUGACCGAGGUCCUGGCGAUCGGGGAGCGGCUGUUCCCGGAGGGUGCCGGGGUGCGGAGCACCAGGCCUGAAGAGCACGACGUGGUCCCGGCCGAGGUCGUGGCGCGGUCGGUGGCCAAGUUCAUGGAGCCCGGAGGCGGGGCAGACGCGGCGAGGAGACGGGUGAAGGAGCUCUCCGCCCGGGCUCGUGCUGCCGUGGCGGAAGGCGGCUCCUCUCACCGCGAUCUGCAGCGGCUGAUCGACGACCUCGUGCAAGCAAGAACAGAGCAGCAGCAAAGUAAUAGCAGCACCCACCAAAAGACUAUUCCUCACAGCCUCUCUGCUGUGGCUUGAAGUUGAAGCGAGUAAGCGACUAGCUGGUGCCAUUCUGAAGCUUCCGAGGUUGAAGCAUGCCAACACCAGCAAAGUACUAGUUUUUAUUGCAAUAAACUUAGGAUUGAGUAUCUUUUCUGGAAAACUUAUUGAUUACUCGUUGGGGUUAAUAAUCUGAAACCCACGUAUGCUCGUGGGUUUGAAGUUUGUUGUGUUCCUCAUUAUUAGUGUUUUUCAUUGGUGGAUCUGUUUAAUUACGAUCUUUGCAUGGUUAGGGCAUGCUGUAAUUGGCCACCUUUAGGUACCACGCCGGCGGAGCUGCGGCGGCUAUCGAAAAAAAAACACCAAAUAUAAUGCAUCACUUCUCACAGAUCACUUGCAUAUGUGGCUGUGAUAAGCAUGCACAAACUGCAUUUAUAUCAAUUGUAUCAACAUUGGAGAACAUGUAUGAAGAUGUAUGCAAACAUUCAGACA
Panicum virgatum (switchgrass) is the source of this 2074-nucleotide messenger RNA. RefSeq names its product UDP-glycosyltransferase 73C4-like. The coding region runs from base 89 to 1621 and encodes 510 amino acids. The record is from RefSeq and is a predicted model, not a curated record. Lineage: Eukaryota; Viridiplantae; Streptophyta; Magnoliopsida; Poales; Poaceae. The transcript is spliced from 2 exons. Gene Ontology annotation, molecular function: UDP-glycosyltransferase activity.